Molecule: messenger RNA, 1687 nt
Organism: Anarrhichthys ocellatus (wolf-eel)
Lineage: Eukaryota; Metazoa; Chordata; Actinopteri; Perciformes; Anarhichadidae
Gene: psmc4
Product: proteasome 26S subunit, ATPase 4
Exons: 11
Coding region: 95-1309 (404 amino acids)
Molecular function (GO): ATP hydrolysis activity; ATP binding
Source: RefSeq, a predicted model, not a curated record
GCCCGGUAUGAGUUAGAGAGAUUGUUUCCUGGUUUUUCUCUUAGAAAUUGACAGAGUUUCUUUGGUUGGCCUUUGUGAAUUUAAGUGUGACGAGAUGCCUGCAAUACUGACCUCCAGACCUCAGACCGGUCUUUCUUUCCUGGCACCAGAACCAGAAGAUCUUGAGGACCUCUACAGCAGAUACAAGAAGCUGCAGCAGGAGCUGGAGUUCCUGGAGGUGCAGGAGGAGUACAUCAAAGAUGAACAGAAGAACCUAAAGAAAGAGUUCCUCCAUGCCCAGGAGGAGGUGAAGAGGAUACAGAGCAUCCCGCUUGUCAUUGGCCAGUUCCUGGAAGCUGUUGACCAGAACACAGCCAUUGUCGGCUCCACUACAGGGUCCAACUACUAUGUGCGCAUCCUGAGCACCAUCGACAGAGAGCUGCUGAAGCCCAACGCCUCGGUGGCUUUGCACAAGCACAGCAACGCUCUGGUGGAUGUGCUCCCUCCUGAAGCUGACAGCAGCAUCAUGAUGCUGACGUCAGACCAAAAGCCAGAUGUGAUGUAUGCUGACAUUGGUGGUAUGGACAUUCAAAAGCAGGAAGUUCGAGAAGCUGUUGAGCUGCCACUGACACACUUUGAGCUCUACAAACAGAUUGGCAUUGACCCACCCAGGGGUGUCCUUAUGUACGGACCUCCAGGUUGUGGCAAGACCAUGUUGGCCAAGGCUGUGGCGCACCACACUACAGCGGCGUUCAUCCGUGUGGUGGGCUCUGAGUUUGUUCAGAAGUAUUUGGGUGAAGGCCCUCGUAUGGUGCGUGAUGUCUUCCGGCUGGCGAAGGAAAAUGCUCCGGCCAUCAUCUUCAUUGAUGAGAUCGAUGCCAUCGCCACGAAGCGUUUUGAUGCGCAGACUGGAGCUGAUAGGGAGGUGCAGAGGAUCUUACUUGAGCUGCUUAAUCAAAUGGAUGGCUUUGACCAGACCGUCAAUGUCAAGGUGAUCAUGGCCACCAACAGAGCAGACACGUUGGACCCGGCCCUGCUUCGUCCUGGUCGUCUGGACAGAAAGAUCGAGUUCCCUCUGCCCGACCGCCGGCAGAAACGUCUCGUUUUCUCCACAAUCACCAGUAAAAUGAAUCUCUCUGAGGAGGUUGACCUGGAAGACUAUGUGGCCAGACCAGACAAGAUCUCUGGAGCCGAUAUCAACUCCAUCUGCCAGGAGGCUGGCAUGUUGGCAGUGCGUGAGAACAGGUAUAUCGUCCUGGCCAAAGACUUCGAAAAAGCUUACAAGACCGUCAUCAAAAAGGACGAGCAGGAGCACGAGUUCUACAAGUAGAGAGAAAAAAUACUUCUUGGAGGGGGGGGGGGGUAAAAAACAAAAAAGGUGUCCAGACACACACACGUUUGUUAUUGAUUUACGUCUGUGUGUCUGUAUCUACAGUGUGUCUUUUGAGGAUUUGCAGUCCCUGACAUUGAUAUUUGGACUAAGUUUCCCCACUGCAGCACAAGGCCUAAUGUCAGAAUUGACCUGUCAGCCUUGAGAAGACACACUACUAUGUGAAGGAGUGCUUUUUGUACAGGCACUCUACUGGUUCCUAACAAUAUCUGGCCCUGACUGUAGCUAGGAUAGAACAUUUGUAUCUAUAUGUACUCACCUAAGAAUACGUUACAAUAAAAAUAUCCAUUAAAGAUGUUUUCAAUAAUACAACGUAAA